CCUUGGUUUGCUUUUCACCGACAGACUGAAACUCAGCACUUAGCAAUAAGUUGUUUGGAAUAAGGGGCCACCAUGUAUAUUUCUUAUCUAUUUGGUUUCUUAUUGACAAUCCCCCUGUUAAUUCAAGGCUGUUGGGGUGGAGAAGAAACCAAGAACGUUAGUUGUGCAAGCCUCCGAACUGAAAAUGCUUACAAAUACUGUGUAAAGGAGAAGGAGAAACCUAUAUGUGUGGCGUGGCAAUCCGUGGAUUCCAAUAAGACGUCUACGUGGCUUGCUGAACUUUGCCGACACAAAAACACUUCACAUGCACCCAAUGUGAUUGAUGUCAGCUACUCCUGCAUCACCCUCCUGCAGUGUGUCAACGUAGACCACACUGCCAUAWGUGAUCGGUCUGAGCAUUUGACCCAUUUCAUUGUGUCUGGUGCACCAGAUGAGCCAAAGAAGCCUUUGGAGAAAGAGCCUGACAGUCAGAAUACAACUGCAGAUGAUGUGAAGCAGGAUGUCGACAAUGAAAACCCCAACCAUGACAACACUCAGACUUGGCUCUUCCCAGCUUACUUAGCAUGCUCUCCCAUCAUGAAAAUGGACAGGUGUGAAGAUUUGAGGACAGGAAAUGGAUAUCUGUACCUAUAUGAAACUCCGGCUGGAUCUAGAAUUGAGGUGUACUCAAACAAUACUCCAAUAGCCUACCGUGGCAUGAACAAGCCUUUUGAAGCWAAUUUUUCUGAUAAGGUGAUAAGAGUGAACAACAGUGCUGUCAUCCUCUCUGAAUGCCUGAACCUGUCAUUCACAUUCUUUCAUGUUCUCCAGGGCAAGGUUGAGGAGUGCCAUUUGCAUUACAUUGUUACAGAGAGGGAGCAUGAGGCUGUGACAACUAUCAAUCUGAUUGACAAUCUGACUGACACCUCGGACAACACAUCAGGAAAUGGAGACAAAGCCAAAGUCACUAGCCACACAAAGGAAAUCACUGCUGGUGUUCUGGUUUUCUUGGUUCUGCUGCUGGGCAUUGCUGGUUUCUUAGCGUACAGAUAUGGCUACAUUCCUUGGAGAAACAAACAUCCAUUUCCUCUUGCACAGCUAGCUCGGCUGGGUCGGGACUACCUUAACACCAACAGGGAAAACCAGAGGGACAACGGAGAUCCUGAUGAUCCAGCUGCUGAGGACGCUGAGUCUCUCCGAUCUGUGCUUGUCGUUGACAGGGACCAGGGGGAUGGGGUGGAAGAGGAGAGGGGGCCACCACACAGUCAGGAGACACAUGUUGAGUCCUCUCUGCUGAAUGGGCAUCUUGUGAACAGCAGUCAAGGAGAGAGAGCUGAGCCAAGCGAGAGGUUCGUUCAGCCAAUGGGCAGUGAGGGAACAGAUACUGAAUUCUCUCAGAAGAGACAUGCUGGAUUUCCUCUGGUGAAUGGAAACCAUAAGGCCAGGGUUAACGAUGAGACUAAGGAAGUGACUYCUGGUGCACAGAGUCCAGGACCUCCUCAGAUGAAUGGAGGACCUCCCAUGUCUGACAGGUUGGAGAACAACCAUGUUGGUCAGCGGAYGAAGAAAACUGCUCUGGUGAACAAGCAGGACCAGGACUGGUUAACAAUGGCAUGAAGCCAGUUGAAAAUAUAUAGCAUAUAAGAUGAAACUAAGUGUAAAUAUAAUAAAAUAUAACAUGAUAUACACUGUAAUAUAGAACAGUAUAAUAUAAUAUGACAUUAUAUAAUAUCGUAACACUUACUUGAAGCUGCUUCUUGUAUAGUGUUAUAUAUUCUAAUGAAUGCAUUCUUAACAACAUGAAUGAUGCAUUAAUGCAUACAUAGGACAUAACUGUAUAGUAAAAUGUUAGUAUAAUACUGUGCUGGUAAGCUGCUAGCUGUGGGGUUGCCCCCAGCUGUGGUUUCUAUUAUUCAGAGAAUCUACGCUCAACUGUGGUUCAAAUCCAUAGUUUUUAGCUUAGUUGUUACCGUAAACUAGCACUUCUUAGAGACAAAGUUAUGGAAAAUGCUGUAUAACUACUUACCAUUCUGAAGUGUAACAGUCAGGUUUUUAUGUAACAAUUGUUAAUAGCUUUUUUAAUGUUUAUUUAUAUAUUUGUUUGAUUUGAUUGAAUUAGUAUGACUAAUGCUUCAAUGACCAUGCAUUAUUUUACCCUCCCGUAUAGAGGGAUAUUAUUUUACCCUCCUGUAUAGAGGGAUAUUAUUUUACACUCCCGUAUAGAGUGAUAUUAUUUUACCCUCCCGUAUAGAGGGAUAUUAUUUUACACUCCCGUAUAGAGGGAUAUUAUUUUACACUCCCGUAAAAAGGGAUAUUAUUUUACCCUCCCGCAUAGAGGGAUAUUCUUUUACCCGCCCGUAUAGAGGGAUAUUCUUUUAGUGACUAAAACAUUUUCCAUUAUUUGUAUCCAAAAUAUAUUUAAUUAAAUCAUAUAAUUUUCUUCUCA
Molecule: messenger RNA, 2425 nt
Organism: Salvelinus sp. IW2-2015
Lineage: Eukaryota; Metazoa; Chordata; Actinopteri; Salmoniformes; Salmonidae
Source: RefSeq, a predicted model, not a curated record